AUGACGAUGAUGAGUGAUCUUACGCAGGAUUUGGUAGAGGAGAUACUGUCUAGGGUUCCGAUAACUUCUCUAGGAGCAGUGAGAUCCACCUGCAAAGGAUGGAACGCUUUAUCCAAAGAACGGAUUCUAUGUAUAGGAGAACCAAAACAGCAGUUUCUAGGGUUCAUGAUGUUGGAUUAUAGGCUUUGCUCAAUGAGGUUCAAUCUUCACGGAAUCCUCAACGAAGACUUUGUUAGUAUAUCAAUGUAUCAAGUCGAAACAUCUCAAGUCUUUUACUGCGCCGGCUUAUUGUUAUGUGUAACAAGGGAGAAGUCAUCAAGGCUCAUUAUUUGGAACCCGUAUUUAGGACAAACCAGAUGGAUCAACACCAAAACCACAAAAACAGGAUACAAUACGUAUGCUCUUGGAUGUGACAACAACAAGAAUCACAAGAUAUUGAAAGUUUUCUGUGAUGACUACCAGUGCUACUACGAAAUUUACGAUGUAAAGUCUAAUUCAUGGAGUGCUUUUAAUGUCACUGAUCCCAACUGGCAUAUAGACUAUGAUAUAUGCGCAUUGGUAAAUGGAAAUACUUACUUUUUGACUAAAGAAAGAAUACUAGUGGAAGAUUCCGAUGAAGAUGAAGAUGAAGUUGAAACCCCUGAAAUCUUAAUCUGUUUUGAUUUUACGGCAGAGAGAUUUGGCAAGUUUCUUCAUCUACCGUUUCAGUUUGAUAUUGAUUUCGGAGAUACCGGAGGUCUAUCUUGUGUUAAAGAAGAGAAACUCGCGGUGUUACUUAAACGCUAUGAUCAAAAUGUGAUAGAGAUUUGGGUUACUACUAAGAUUGAGCCCAAUGUGGUGUUUUGGAAACCCUUCUUAAAAGUUGAUAUUGAGACAGUACUCGGUGCUCUUCUUGAUUUUCAGCUUGACAGUUUCUUCAUUGACGAAGAGAAGAAACUCGCGGUGGUUUUUAGUUCAAACAAAUCAAAAUGCUACAAAACAGCUUACAUUAUUGGAGAAGAUAGAUACUUGAAAGAAGUGGAUCUUGGAGAAUGUAAACCAUUGCGUAGCCCAAUUGUGUGUUUUAGCUCGUAUGUUCCAAGUUUAGUGCAAAUCAACCAAAUUGCAGUACCCAAAAGGAGAGAGAAUAAGAGGAAGAGGAAGAGCAAAGGAAAGGGUAGAGAAGUGUGA
Molecule: messenger RNA, 1170 nt
Organism: Arabidopsis thaliana (thale cress)
Lineage: Eukaryota; Viridiplantae; Streptophyta; Magnoliopsida; Brassicales; Brassicaceae
Product: F-box and associated interaction domains-containing protein
Exons: 1
Coding region: 1-1170 (389 amino acids)
Source: RefSeq, marked reviewed